UCGAGUGCGAUUUCCAUUCUUCAGUGGAAAGCAAAAUUUCAUUCGUUUGACGUGCGACGCGACUGCGGAACAAAUUAGAGUAAAAAUGGAUCGGAAACUGCAUAGUGCUAUACAUCAUCCUACGCUACGACUGCUACAGGAGUCUGGCUGCGAAAUACUGCCAUACAACUUGAUGUAUCCUGUGUUCAUAAUUAGCAACGACGAUGAUGUACAACCCAUUGCGAGCAUGCCGGGCAUAUCGCGCUACGGGCUGAACCGAUUACGCGAGCACUUAGAGCCUCUAGUCAAAAAAGGUUUGACCUCUGUCUUGCUCUUUGGCGUGGUGGAAAGUGAGCAUAAGGACGAUCAAGCCACAAAUGCUGAUUCCAGUCUGAAUCCCGUGGUGUUGGCAUUGCCCAAGCUCCGAGAAUGGUUUCCCACUCUGCUGCUAGCAUGUGACGUGUGCAUCUGUCCGUAUUCGUCACAUGGCCACUGCGGUUUGCUGGGCGACAAUGGCUUGGAGAACGAGCCGAGUAUAAAGCGCAUAGCUGAAAUAUCCGUGGCCUACGGUAAGGCUGGCGCACAUGUCGUCGCCCCCUCUGAUAUGAUGGACAACCGCGUUCGGGCUAUCAAGCAGGCUUUAGUGGACGCUGGCCUCACCAGCGUUUCGCUGCUGGCCUACUCGGCCAAGUUUGCUUCCAAUUUCUACGGACCCUUCAGGGAAGCAGCACAGUCGGCGCCCGCCUUUGGAGACCGUCGUUGCUAUCAGCUGCCCAGUGGGUCCCGGAACCUGGCCAUGCGGGCCGUACAGCGAGAUGUCAGUGAAGGUGCAGACAUGCUGAUGGUUAAGCCCGGCAUGCCCUACUUGGACAUAUUGCGCCAGACCAAGGACACAUAUCCAUACCAUACUCUCUAUGUCUACCAGGUGUCGGGGGAGUAUGCCAUGCUCUGUCACGCUGCGAAAGCGGGCGCCUUUCCACUCCGCGAAGCUGUGCUGGAGGCAAUGAAGGGCUUUAGACGUGCGGGCGCCGAUUGUAUUAUAACCUACUUUACGCCCUACAUGCUGGACAUAAUCAGCAACUCAGCUUAAGCUAAGAUCACCCUCUCUAUAUCAAGUGUACUUAAAUGGGAUCAAGAACAUAAUCUAGUUUUUAAGACAAAAGCGUGCAAAUAUUAGUAAUAAUUUCUUAAUUUGUGUUUAAACUUCAAUUUUUAGCUAAUCAUGAUGACAAUUUCAUUAACUUAUUCAUUGCAAUUGAUGUCCAUAGACAAUAAGCUAUUUUAUAUAGUAUUCGCUGGCCACUCAACAUUCAAUAUGCUUAUCAGCCCAGCACAUUUGGAAGGCAAAUGCAGCCCAACCCCGUAGCGAGUGUUUCCAACUUUGGCAUUUCAAUCGAGUAGCGCGCACAAUCAGCAUGACGAGGUUAUUGGUUAAAUGUUGAAAUAUAUACUUACUACAGUGAAUGCUCGCUAAUGGAAACUGUCACAAAUUUGACACUUGUGACUCACAAACUUCGAUUUUAAUUCAAC
This is a messenger RNA of Drosophila hydei, 1509 nucleotides long. RefSeq names its product delta-aminolevulinic acid dehydratase. The transcript has a single exon. Gene Ontology annotation, cellular component: cytosol. Bases 86 to 1069 code for a protein of 327 amino acids. The record is from RefSeq and is a predicted model, not a curated record. Gene Ontology annotation, biological process: heme biosynthetic process. Gene Ontology annotation, molecular function: zinc ion binding; porphobilinogen synthase activity. NCBI's taxonomy places the organism in Eukaryota, Metazoa, Arthropoda, Insecta, Diptera, Drosophilidae.